AUGGAAAACUCUGAACAUUAUUCGAACUCAAUAUUUAUCAAAAAAUCUAAUUUAUUACUAAAUAAUAAAUUUUCAACCUUACACUCCUCUCAAUUAUUAAUAAGAAAGUAUCCUUAUAUAUAGCAAUUUAGAAUCGUCAUGUUUGUGGCAAUAUCUCAUACUAUGAAAACUAACAUAAUACUAAAUUCUAUAAACAUCAUUAAGUUAUAUUAAGCAUUUAGUUUUUUAUUUAUGAAAUUACAAAGAACCAUAUAAGGUUUGAUUCUCAACUGUAACUUUGAGCAUGAAGCAAAUCACAUAGCUUCGUAAUUAGAUUCAAUAGCAAUCUCAAAAUUUCUUAUUAUAUAAAUUAGGAGGUGGUAUAAAUUAUAAUUCUAUCCAAUUAUUAUAAACAUAAUUAAAAUAUCAUAUAAAUAAAUGCAAGCUCAACAAUCAUCUUCAUCAUAAAUCAUCCAAUACACAAUGUCUAAAAUUGAAGAAGGCUUCUUGGAAAUAGAGUGUCAAAUAGAAGUAAUUUUCAACUUCUUUUAUUUUCUAGUCUUCUUUCGCGCAGAUUGAUGAACUAAUUGACUCUAUUCUUCUUAUUCCCUUUAGAUAAGGGACUAAUAAAUUGGAAUCACAACUUGAAUUACCUUAAUUUCCUGAAUUUUCUAGCUCAAAAUUUGAUUACUCAUAACAAAUUAUGGAGAAUUUGAAGCCUAUGGUUAAUAAGAUUAUCAAAAAUAGAAUUCGAAUUAAAGAAUAACAGUUAACCAAAAAUAACUUUGAAUAGAAAAUUAUCGAUGAAGAGGUUGAAUCUGAUCAAGGAGAAAAUAUUUUUAAAAAAGAUAUUGAUUCUUAAAAUCAGUAAAUUAAACAACCUGAUACAUAAAAGGAAAUGAUUUAAGUUGAGAAUGAAUAGAAGUAAUUGGAAUAAUAAUUGAUGAAGAAUAAAUAAGUUGAAUUUAAAUUACUUGAUGAUUCAAAUUAAUAGCAUUUAUAAUGUUAUGCAAUAGUGUUUAAUAAAGAUGGAUCAAUUAUGAUUACAACUGAAAUUUGGAGUAUUAACAUUUGGAAUUUUGAAUAAGGAAGAUUUAAAUUAUCUAAUACUUAUACAGAACAUAAUAAUCCUAUUUAUUGUUUGGUUUAUAGCAAAAAGACAAAUAACUUUAUUUCUGGUUGNUUAAUCAAAGGUUUUAAUAUAUUUUUUGUUCCAAUGAUCCCAAACAACAAUGGAUUAUAACUUAAUAAAUAUAAUUGA
Molecule: messenger RNA, 1240 nt
Organism: Paramecium pentaurelia
Lineage: Eukaryota; Ciliophora; Oligohymenophorea; Peniculida; Parameciidae
Source: the annotation of a GenBank genome assembly